This is a messenger RNA of Tachyglossus aculeatus (Australian echidna), 3111 nucleotides long. RefSeq names its product interleukin 17 receptor D (gene IL17RD). Gene Ontology annotation, molecular function: interleukin-17 receptor activity. The record is from RefSeq and is a predicted model, not a curated record. The transcript is spliced from 13 exons. Bases 1 to 2217 code for a protein of 738 amino acids. Lineage: Eukaryota; Metazoa; Chordata; Mammalia; Monotremata; Tachyglossidae.
AUGGCACCCUGGCUCCAGCUCUGUUCCUUUUUCUUCACGGUCCACGCCUGUUUGAAUGGUUCCCACCUGGCCGCCGCCGGCUUGGGCAGGAGAGGGCCAGCCGGGGACACCUGUGGCUUGAGGGGAAUGGUAUCAGCCAGGAACAGUGGACUGCUCAAUAUCACUUUUAAAUAUGACAACUGCACUUCAUUUUUGAAUCCAGUGGGAAAGCAUGUGAUUUCUGAUGCACAGAACAUAACCAUCAACCAAUAUGCCUGUAAUAACCAGGUUGCAGUCACCGUGCUUUGGACAGCAAAUGCUCUUGGCAUUGAAUUCUUAAAAGGAUUUCGAGUAGUACUGGAAGAACUGAAGUCAGAGGGAAGACAGUGCCAACAAAUGAUUCUCAAAGACCCAAAACAGCUCAACAGUAGUUUCAAAAGAACUGGAAUUGAAUCUCAGCCCUUUUUGAACAUGAAAUUUGAAACAGAUUAUUUCAUAAAGAUUGUCCCAUUUCCUUCCAUUAAAAAUGAAAGUAAUUACCACCCUUACUUCUUCAGAACUCGGCCAUGUGAGCUGUUGUUGCAACCAGACAACCUGGCCUGUAAACCUUUCUGGAAACCGAAGCACCUGAAUGUCACCCAGCAAGGCUUGAACAUGAAAGUGUCUUUUGACCACGCACCCCAAAGCUUUGGGUUUCGCUGUUAUUACCUUAACUAUAAGCUUAAACAUGAAGGGCCUUUCAAGCGAAAAACCUGCAGACAGGAGCAUAACACAGAGAUAACUAGCUGCCUUCUUCAAAAUGUCUCUCCAGGGGAAUAUAUCAUUGAGCUGGUGGAUGACACAAACAUGACCAGGAAGAUGAUGCAUUAUGUCCUAAAGCCAGUGCAUUCACCAUGGGCUGGACCAAUAAGAGCCAUUGCGAUAACAGUACCGCUUGUCAUCAUAUCGGCAUUUGCUACGCUCUUCACAGUGAUGUGUCGUAAAAAGCAACAAGAAAAUAUAUAUUCACAUUUAGAUGAGGAGAGUCCAGAGUCCUCCACGUACACUGCAGCACUCCACGGAGAAAGACUUCGACCUCGUCCCAAAGUGUUCGUCUGUUACUCCAGUAAAGACUGUCAGAAGCACAUUAAUGUUAUCCAGUGCUUUGCCUAUUUCCUUCAAGAUUUCUGUGGCUGUGAGGUGGCACUGGAUUUGUGGGAAGACCUCAAGAUCUGUAGAGAGGGACAGAAAGAGUGGGUGACUCAAAAAAUCAAAGAUUCCCAGUUCAUCAUUGUCGUGUGUUCAAAAGGAAUGAAGUACUUUGUGGAGAAGAAGAACAGUAAGCAUAGGGGAGGAAACCGAGAUAUGGGGCAAAAUGAACUCUUUCUGGUGGCCAUGUCCACCAUAGUGGAGAAACUCCGUCAGGCCAAGCAGAGUUCACACGAGCUCUAUAAGUUCAUUGCUGUCUACUUUGAUUACUCCUGUGAGGGAGAUAUUCCCGGAGUCCUGGAUAUGAGUGCCAAAUACAAACUCAUGGAUCACCUUCCUCAGCUUUACUCUCACUUACAUUCGCGAGACCUUGGCCUUCAGGAUUCAGAGCUGUCUGCUGUCAACAUCAGUAAGAGGAACUACUUUCGGAGCAAAUCUGGACGAUCUCUUUAUGUUGCCAUUUGCAACAUGCAUCAGUUCAUCGAUCUGGAACCCGAUUGGUUUGAGAAACAAUUCAUUCAUUUCCCUCCUCCUCCUCCUCCACUCAAUUACCAUGAGCCCAUUAUGGAGAAGUUUGACUCUGGCUUGGUGUUGAAUGAUGUCAUUGGAAAACAGAUGUUGGAGGGUGAUUUCUUCCUGAAACCCAAUGCAGCCUGUCUUGGGGCAGUCAAUUUAGACUCUCAUUUGAUCAUCCAGCAUUUAAGUCUGGAAGAAGACACAGUGUCUCGGGAUGUUCGCGAAGGCAGCUCUGUUCGCCACCCACUGUUGCAUGCUGUAAAAGCCAUCAACCCCCCUGAUAUGCCUCGAGAUUCGGGGAUCUAUGACUCUUCUGUCCCAUCAUCCGAACUGUCUCUAACACUCAUGGAAGGACUUUUAACGGACCAGAUAGAAAUAUCCUCCAUUGCAGGGAGUGUCUCUUCCUCUUCAGGCUUGGGCGAGGAAGAAACGUCUGUUCUUGCUGCCACCAAAUUCGUCAUCUCUGAUGUGUGUAAAGCAGAACUGAAUUGCCAAAUCUACACUGAUGAACUCCAGGCAAUUGCACCUUUAUAACCCAAUGGAAGAUUCUAAUGCAUUGCCACUUUAGCAACAAUGUUUGUCUUAACCACCACAUCAUCCCCGUAUCUGAAAUCUAUUCACUGGAUGUUGUGUUUUUGACCAGUAGAUUCUCCUCCUUCCCCUCUCCUCCUACCACCCACCUUGUUCUCAUGAUAAAAUCUUCACAAUUCUCUGCAAACCUUUUACAGAAGAAUGCAAAGAGGGGAUACAUAUAGAUUCUGAAAACAUUUUUUUCCAUGUUCUAUCACCUGUCUUGUACUGUGUUCACACAUCCCUGCAUUUUUGAACUUUUAAAACAAUAUUUUGAAAAACCUCUUAACAUGUGGGCAUAGAAACAGAGAGAGGCCAACUACCAACUGUCCAUUUGGAAUUGGCAUCUCAAAAAUCUCAUAUCGGUGUCUCUCCUCCCCCCUCUCUCCCUCCCGCCCCCCUUCCUAGUAAAAUAUUUAAUUGAGCAGCCACAUUUAAUAAAUAAGCAGAUGCAGAUUUACUGUUUUGAGAAUUUUAAUUUAGUUGCGAUAAAUGAUCAUAUGUCAUAGCAAACAGGAAAGCCCUUUGUCCUGAGAUAUUUAGAUUGGAAUGGAAAACAGUAGGAAAUAUCUCAGGAAUCAGAUUUCUGCUGCUAGUCUAUGAUCCAAUUGAACUUACUAAUAAACGAAAGGUCAGGUGUACACACCAGUACAUAUACCUUUCACUUUUUUUUGGAAAGCAAUUGGUUACUUGGGGGAUUGUGUUUUAUAUCUAGUUAAUAAGGGGCCAAUCCCUAAAUUGUCCCUUGUCUCUCCUUUCCCUCCCCACCCGCCUCUGCAUUCAUUCCACUAAAUGUUUUUUGUUGGGUUUUUUUAAUUAGCUGUUGGACUCUAGCAUAGGGAAUGUAUUCAUGCUCUU